Myzus persicae (green peach aphid) is the source of this 459-nucleotide messenger RNA. RefSeq lists its product as uncharacterized. Bases 1 to 459 code for a protein of 152 amino acids. NCBI's taxonomy places the organism in Eukaryota, Metazoa, Arthropoda, Insecta, Hemiptera, Aphididae. The transcript has a single exon. The record is from RefSeq and is a predicted model, not a curated record.
AUGAAAUUCGCCAAAAGAGUAGAAAAAAGAAAAGUUCGGUCAAUAAAACUCCAAAUCGAACACCUUGAUAAAGCUUUUCACAGUUUGUGCACUGAAAAAAAAAAUUUACAAUUGAAUUUUGAAAAUUCGAUGAUCGGCCAAGAAGUUAAGUUGUUACGUAAAACUAUAGAAGAUCAAUAUUCGAUUAUUGGAACUUUUAGUGUCACCGAUAGUGUAAAUAAAAUGAAAGCGAUUUUGGAAAAGAACACGAAGAUUGAAAUUAUUGAGAGAAAACUAAACGAAAGAAAUAUGUUGAUUCUUGAAUCAAAGGAACUUGAUAAGGCUUUGAAAACAGUGAAACGAGAACAGGAAGAGUUCUCGAACCAAUUUACCCAAUUGGAAAAGGAACGACGUGUGUUGGCUCAUUUGAUAUCAUCUAAUGAUGAAGAGAAAAAUAACAAAAAUAUUAUUGAACAAUAA